Molecule: messenger RNA, 1078 nt
Organism: Danio rerio (zebrafish)
Lineage: Eukaryota; Metazoa; Chordata; Actinopteri; Cypriniformes; Danionidae
Gene: mgst3b
Product: microsomal glutathione S-transferase 3b
Biological process (GO): leukotriene metabolic process; cellular oxidant detoxification
Cellular component (GO): membrane; mitochondrial outer membrane
Molecular function (GO): leukotriene-C4 synthase activity
Source: RefSeq, marked validated
UUUUACACAAAUAACCCACCUAUUCUGCGUGCGUUGCAUGAUUGUGCAUUUUAUGCAAAUAAAGCGAGCAUAGAUUGUUCUUGAGCAGAGAGAGAGGUCAGGUCCUGAUCAGUUCAUCUGCAGACAUGGCGAUCGAGAGCGUGCUCCCAGCCAACUUCGGCUAUGCGAUUUUGGUAUAUGUUUACAGUUUUGUCAUGCUCAUGUAUCUCGGGAUGAAAGUUGGUGCUGCAAGAAAGAAGUUUGGAGUAAAGUACCCGACCAUGUACAGUGAUAAGGAUCAGAUCUUCAACUGCAUUCAGAGAGCCCAUCAGAACACACUGGAGGUGUAUCCGCAAUGGCUGCUGUUUCAGACUAUUGCUGCACUCCAUUAUCCUAGCGCUGCCUCUGUGUUAGGAGCCAUCUGGGUGACCAGCAGAUUCUCCUACGCUUGGGGAUACUACACUGGGGAUCCUGCUAAGAGGAUGCACGGUGUUUACGGAUACAUCGGGCUGUUCGGAGUCCUUCUGAUCUCCAUCUAUGUGGCUCUCAACCUGAUCGGAGUCCUUUAAGGGGAAAGCCACUGAGAAAUGACCACACAAAAUCAAAACUGGACACUUAAAGGGACAGAUUACCCAAAAAUGAAAGUUUCCUCAGUUUACUCUCCAUCGAGUGUUUUCAAACCUGCUUGAGCUUCUUUCUUCUGUUGAACGCAAAAGAAGAUAUUUUGAAAAAUGUUAAAUUCCAUAAUAGGAAAAACAAAUACUAUGGAAGUCAAUGGUUACAUGCGUACAACAUUCUGCAAAAUAUCUUCUCUUGUGUUCAACAGACGAAAGAAACUCCUUUAGGUUUGAAACAAGUGAGUAAAUGCUGACCGAAUGUUCAUUUUUAGGUGAGCCAUCCCUUUAAUGUAGUUUUCAGUAAUUCCUUGUUUCUUUUUUACUCUUUCAUUAAUUACAUUUUGCAUCGUUUCAUUUUUACAUAUUGUAGAACAUUAAAUCAUACAAAAUGUACUUUUUAGACUUUCAUACAUAUGCUUUACACUGAAUGUACUUUACUAUUCAAACAUAUGAAUCAUUAAAUGUCUAAAGAUUGAAAUGAA